AUGCCUGCUUCCAAGACCGCCACGCUCGGCUUUGGAGAGACCACUGUGACGAUUGGGCGCAUUGGGCACGGUCUGAUGAACAUGAGCAUCCGCGACCCAUCUGAUAUUCUUCCCGACGAGACCGCCUUCGCUGCGAUCAAGGCCGGAAUCGGCGCCUUGCCUGAGGGAGCCCAGAUGCACCUCAAUACCGGCGAAUUCUACGGCAAUGGCUUCGGCAUCGCCAACCUCGAGCUCGUCGCUCGCUUCUUCGCCAAGUACCCUGAGUACGCCCCCCGCUCCUUCCUCUCCGUCAAGGGCGGCAUGCUUCCCAACUCGGUCAAGGCCGACGGCUCCCCCGAGAACCUGCGUCGCAGCGCGACGACGACGCUCGCGCCCGGCGGAAAGAAGAUGGACCUGUUCCAGAUGGCGCGCGUGCCGACAAACGUGUCGUUCGAGGAAGCGUUCGGAACCCUGGUCGCGCUCAAGACCGAGGGCUACUUCACGCACAUCGGCAUGUCCGAGUGCAGCGCCGGGACGCUGCGCAAGGCCCACGCCAUCCACCCGGUCUCGGUCGUCGAGAUCGAGGUCAGCGCGUGGUCGUACGAGGACGAGACGAAGAAGGUGAUCGCCGCCGCGCAAGAGCUCGGGAUCGUACUCGUAUGUCCCAUCCGCGUCUCUCCUCACCCUGUUCCGCUCGGCCGCGGCCUGCUCUCCGGCACGAUCAAGAGUCUCGACGAUAUCCCCGCCGGAGACUACCGCCGGAAGCUUACGCGCUUCCAGGAGGAGGCCUUCGCGCACAACGCCGAGAUCGCGGAGGCCUUCGGCGCGGUCGCCGUGCGCAAGGGCGUCACCGCGUCGCAGCUCGCGCUCGCGUGGGUGCUCUGCCUCGGGCCGCACAUGGUGCCCAUCCACGGAACUUCGUCGGCGACGCGCCACCUCGGGAACAUCGCUGCGGCGGACGUCGAACUGACCGGUGAGGACCUCGCGGAGAUCAGAAAGGUUCUCGAGAAGGGCGUCAAGGGGAGCCGCAUCAUGGACGGUGUGCCGGCCGAGAAGCUCCGCUUGUGGGCGUGA
Molecule: messenger RNA, 1053 nt
Organism: Epithele typhae
Lineage: Eukaryota; Fungi; Basidiomycota; Agaricomycetes; Polyporales; Epitheliaceae
Product: aldo/keto reductase
Exons: 9
Coding region: 1-1053 (350 amino acids)
Cellular component (GO): cytoplasm
Source: RefSeq, a predicted model, not a curated record